AAUGAAUUUUAGACAAAUCCUAACCACGAGCGCUGUCUGACUCCCCCCAUUCUGAGGGAAUAAUGGUUGAGUCUAAAGAUGGCGGCCUCCAUCCUACAGCGCUGUUUUACUCCCGUACAAAGCUUCCCGAGAUGUUUGUAUCAUAGGUCGAUCGCCAGAAGAUGUUUGCUGUCAGCAGCAUAUACAGACACUACAGUAUGGGAUCAGAGACAGAAAGACCCGCAGAACAUCGCACAGCUGGCCUCUCUGAUGGACAGAACAUAUGAGAGAAAGUUUCCUGUCAGCUCAUUGACCAUCGCCAGGUUUAUAGAUAAUUUAUCAUCAAGAGAGGAAGUUGAUCAAGCAGAGUAUUAUUUAUAUAAGUUCCGUCAUAGUCCAAACUGCUGGUACCUCCGGGAUUGGACCAUUCACAGCUGGUUUCGGCACUGUCUCAAAUAUGGAGUCCGAGACAAAGCUCUGUACACGCUAAAGAACAAGGUUCAGUUUGGGAUUUUUCCUGAUGAUUUUACUUUUAAUCUUCUGAUUGACUCUUAUAUAAAGGACGAAGACUUCAAAGGAGCUUGUGCAGUGGUCGAGGAGGUGAUGCUUCAGGAGUCCUUUGAGAAGAUCUCCACACAGAUUCUGUCUCUGUACGCUCUUAGCAGAUAUCUGGCCACCAAACCUGAGCUCACAUGGCAGGAGGAGAGGAACAUUGGGGCAUCUCUGCUGUUGGCCGGAUUGAAGCAGGAGAACUCGGUCGGUUUCUCCGCUCAGCUUCUUGGAUGUGCACUUAUUGGUAAAGUCGAGCUGUCCAGAGGAAUUCACUCUGUGUUUCAUCAGAUGCCUCUGAUUUGGACCUCUGGUUAUCUUGGCCGGGCCCUCGUCGUCAUGGAAACCGUGUGUUCUGACAGCAGAGAUGUGAAAUUAUCUAAGGAAGUUCUGGAUAGUGUGGAGAAGAUCCUGGAAGAUCUAUCAAGACUUCCUCAGGAGGCAUCAGAUGGGCAGAAGUCUCUUCUAGAUGAAGAAGAUGAACAAGAGCGAGAUAAACUUCCCCAAUACAUCAGCAGAUUCAAGGAGCUGAGUAAACGGCUUGAGGUCCAGGACAAGUUGGAUCCGAGAGGUCUGGAGUCUCUGAGCUCCACAUUGACCCAGCAGACAUUGAUUCGCUGUGAGGAAUCAGACAUCAGUGAGUAUCAGAAAAGAGUUCAGGACUGGGAGACAGAACGUCUUCAGCUGAUUCAGAGAGAGACCGAGAUGAGACAGAACGCUCAACGGGAACGUCUGAACAAACAGACCGCCGCUGCGGCACAGUAAAAUAAUCCAAACAUCCCAUGUGUCUCAUCUCUUUAUUGUUUCUGAUGUUUAUUGUCAUUGGAUGAGUAGAUUAAGAUAUAUGAACUUGUGUGUUAGUAUUAUUCAGACCCAUUUCAAUGCUCUGUAAAACGGAAUGAUAUAAAUAAACUGAAAAUGUGUCA
Molecule: messenger RNA, 1454 nt
Organism: Misgurnus anguillicaudatus (oriental weatherfish)
Lineage: Eukaryota; Metazoa; Chordata; Actinopteri; Cypriniformes; Cobitidae
Gene: mrps27
Product: mitochondrial ribosomal protein S27
Cellular component (GO): mitochondrion
Molecular function (GO): protein binding
Source: RefSeq, a predicted model, not a curated record